Messenger RNA from Lachancea meyersii CBS 8951, 1699 nucleotides. The record is from the annotation of a GenBank genome assembly. NCBI's taxonomy places the organism in Eukaryota, Fungi, Ascomycota, Saccharomycetes, Saccharomycetales, Saccharomycetaceae.
AUGGGUGUCGCCGAUUUGAUCAAAAAGUUUGAAACUUUUGCUACCGACAAGCCUAGCUCAGCUAGAACUGCGACCGAAAAACACGUUGCAAGCCAACGUGAACAGAAUGAUUCUGGUGCCAAGAGCCAAGAAGUUACGGGCAAAACAGACGAUGUGACGCUGGAAGAAGAUUCGGAGGUUCCAGAGAAGGCAGCAGUCGACAAUUCUCAAGAUGAAGAUGUUACAAACGAAAUUCCCGUCAAAAAAGAGGUGAAGAUGGAAGAAGACGAAUUGGAAGCCACUUCAAGCGAGAAGGCUGUUGAAGAAAGUGCUGAGUCUAAUAUGAAAGACCAAUUAGAAGAAGAGGACAAGUCUAAUGAGAAGGUAGAAGCAGACAAACCAAAAACUCAAAAAGAAUUGGACACUCCAGAACAAUCUGAAGAUGAGAAAGGAAAUUCAAAGGAAGGUGAAGAGGAUUAUGUAGUUGAAGAAGAAGGAGAACAAUUUGAAUCUGUCACUGAAGAAAGCAAGGGCGAGAGUGCGGCCAGUAAGAAAAAUAAGAAAAAGAAGAACAAGAAAAAGAAGAAAGCCGCUACUGCUGCUGCCGCCGCCGCUGCCACUCCAAACGACACUGCUGCUGACGUAGCCACUAAGUCGGAAUCCACUGACACUGAGCUAGUCGCUCAGGUGGCCUCGGAUUCGCUUAGGCAUCCCUAAAUUCCCAAAUGAACAACAAAUCGAAAUUUUGAAAGCAGAAGUUCAAGAAGAAGCGAAACAAUUGGCAACACAUGAGAUUGAAGACUCAAAAGAAUGCACAUCAGAUACGCGUAUUGGACGUGACGAUCCCUUUCAAUUCGGACAACGGCAGCUCACAGAAGAGGCCGAUGUUUGGAACCACAACGCUUGGGACAACGUUGAAUGGGGCGAAGAGCAGAUCAUUCAAGCUGAGGAAAAAAUCUCCGAACAGCAUAAGAAUCCGGUCUCUGACUUUGAUAAAAACCUCUACAACUCUAAUCCUGCCAGGUACUGGGAUAUCUUCUAUAAAAACAACAAAGAGAACUUCUUCAAAGAUAGAAAAUGGUUGCAAAUUGAAUUUCCUUCCCUUUAUGAGGCCACCAAAGCAGAUGCAGGGCCCAAAACUAUUUUCGAAAUCGGAUGCGGUGCCGGCAAUACCAUGUUUCCUAUUCUUAGCGAAAACGAGAAUGAGCACUUAAGGAUUAUUGGUGCUGAUUUUGCCCCCAAAGCGGUGGAACUUGUAAAGACUAGCGAGCAUUUUGAUCCAAAGUACGCACACGCAGCUGUAUGGGAUCUGGCUAACCCGGAGAACAAGUUGCCAGAAGGUGUCGAGCCUCAUUCGGUCGACAUCGCAGUCAUGGUGUUCGUCUUCAGCGCGCUAGCUCCCACACAAUGGGCCGAUGCGAUGGAAAAUCUGAAUAAGCUUCUAAAACCUGGCGGUAAGAUCCUUUUCAGGGAUUAUGGAAGAUACGAUUUGGCUCAAGUCAGAUUCAAGAAAAACAGACUAUUGGACGAGAAUUUCUAUAUCAGAGGUGAUGGUACGCGUGUCUACUUCUUUACCGAGGAGGAACUUAGAGACAUCUUCACACAAAAAUAUUUCACAGAGAAGCAGAUCGGCACCGACCGCAGGUUGCUCGUGAAUAGGAAGAGACAAAUCAAAAUGUACCGUGUUUGGCUCCAAGCGAUCUUCGAAGUUCCAUCUUAA